AUGGUGAAGAAGGAAACCAAGAGCAACAAAAUCCAAAUGUCGAUUACUACCAAGAGCUUUUGGAUGUUUCUUGAAAUGCUAUGGUUUAACCGGCAGAAAGGUCAGCUGUCUCGAGCGAUUUCUGGAAUAUUGAGGAGAAAGUUUGAUGGGCCUUACUACAGUUGGAAGGUUACUCCAGUCAACAUUCAAGAGCGAUAUUUCAGGACAUUUGCGCGGAAGUACAAUUGGGAUAUCGACAUUACUAAGCUCGUUAAAGCAGGUUUCUUGAAGAUAGCCAAGAAAAGGAUGAAAGGAAUUGUCAGUCAAGCUAGGAGGAGUGGUGUACAACCACCAUGGAUUGGUGAAAAAUUAUGGCCUCUUAUGGUGGAAUAUUGGAAGACCCCUGAUGCAAUUGAGAAGAGUGAGAAUGCUUCACAGUGCAGAAACUCUGAUCGUGGAGGUCUUGGAGUGCACAAACACUUAGCUGGUCAGAAAUCAUUUGUGCAAAUUCAUCAAGAGAUGGAGGAAGAGUUGGGGCGUCCUGUGUCACUAGUGGAAGUGUUUCUUAAAACACACACUCGUCCGGAUGGAACAUUUGUGGAUCAAAAAGCCAAACAAGUUGCUGAGACAUAUGAUAGGACCAUAGAAGAGAGACAAGCUGAAACAGAGGUAGAUGGUCCAGAUGGUUCAGAGAGUUCAACACAUCAUAAUCUUUCCCUUGAUGAAAGAAAUGAAAUCUUCCUUCAGUGUACUCAUACAGACCACAAAGGCAACCCAUUUGGACUUGGAUCACUUGUGGAGACACUAAAGAAAAGGAAAAGGGCAGAGAGUUAUACAAGUGCUUCUUCAACAACUCUUGGGGAGCUUCAAGAUGAACUUCGGCGCAAGAUUUCUGAACAAGAGGCUGAGAAUGCACGACGUGAUCAGGAACACCGAGAGUCUCAAGCUGAACUGAAGAGGCUUCUCCUCUAUAUGAAAGAAAAAAAUCCUGAGUUUGAAGCUUUUAUGGUUUCUCCUCCUGAAUCAUCCACACCUCCAACCACCCAUCCAGCUACCGCACCUGCAACCAAUGCACAACUCACUGGCGGAGGAACCACACCAGGAACCACACCAGUCUCCAGUCCAGCUGCUAAUUCUCCUUCCUCUAAUACUGCUUCUAAUUGA
This is a messenger RNA of Camelina sativa (false flax), 1143 nucleotides long. Lineage: Eukaryota; Viridiplantae; Streptophyta; Magnoliopsida; Brassicales; Brassicaceae. The record is from RefSeq and is a predicted model, not a curated record.